Molecule: messenger RNA, 1702 nt
Organism: Drosophila biarmipes
Lineage: Eukaryota; Metazoa; Arthropoda; Insecta; Diptera; Drosophilidae
Product: serine protease gd
Exons: 4
Coding region: 136-1653 (505 amino acids)
Biological process (GO): proteolysis
Molecular function (GO): serine-type endopeptidase activity
Source: RefSeq, a predicted model, not a curated record
ACACCGCUGAGUGACUCAACAACCCGUCGGAUCCGAUGGGAGCGGAUUGCUCUAACACAGCCAGCUUUAUUUGCCCACCGGUGCUUGUCGAGUGAGGAACCGAGAUCCCAAGCAAAUCCCAGAUCUCGAAAAGGUAUGGGUCUGAAACUCACCGUAGUGGUAUCUCUAAUCGCCUUGGCCGGGGCACAGUUUCUGCCGGAGAACACGUGUCCCGAGUACUUCCAAUACGUCAACGAUCCAUUCUCGGGGCUCCAGGGCGAGAUUACGCUGCCCACCUUGCCGCAGGGUCGCAUCAAUGUGCGUUUCUGGCAGCUGGGUAAUAAUGAUGCAUCAGCCGUGGGCAACCUGAACCCUUAUCCAGAUGAUCAGGCGAUAAAAGCGAGUAGGGGACCCUACAGGUUCCGGGUCUCCCUCAGGUGGAAUCCGCCCAAGCUGACCCUGCUCUCCAUCAACGGCCAGCUACUGUGCUCGGCCAGGGAAGACGCUCGUGGGCAGAAUGAGACCUAUUUCAAUCGCUUCUAUGUGAUUUUUCGCACUGAACCUCUGUCGCCGUUCCCUGCAAUCGUACCGAAUCCCAUUCCCAGAGGCAGCCCCAAUGUGGAUGUGCAAUCCAUAUUCUACUCUACCAACGAGGGUGAUUUUGUGCCUGGUUUCAGGCAGCCCUGGCGGUCUUCCGCCGCUAGAGGAGCUUCCUUGAAACCCCAGUUGGCCAGCCCAGCGCCCACGCCGGCGGAGGUUUUCUGGCAGACACCUUCGAGAUUUGUGCCACCCACGCCACCACUGGUGGCCACCAACUCUCCGCCGAUUGCCACUAGUCCCCCGGUAAUUGUCAGUAAUCCUCCGCCUGCAGCACCACCUCAGAACUUAAUCCCGCGAACCUCUUCAUCGCCUUUAACGUGCGGCAGGGAGGGCAGCUUGGUUCCGUUCAUCGUUCGGGGCAAGGAGUACCCUCGUGGCCAGUAUCCCUGGCUGUCGGCCGUCUUUCACAAGGUGACGCGUUCCCUGAGCUUCAAGUGCGGAGGCUCCCUGAUCUCCGCCAGCAUCGUCAUCAGUGCCGCCCACUGUGUGCACCGGAUGUCGGAGAACAACGUGGUCAUCGGGCUGGGUCGCUACGAUUUGGAGGACUACGCGGAGGAGGGCGCCGAGAUGCGGAAUGUGAGGAGACUGCUCUGGCAUCCGGAGUACAGCACCCGAUCCUAUUCCGAUGCGGACAUCGCACUGAUCACCAUUGAGCGGCCAGUCACGUUCAGCGACAUCAUAGCGCCCAUUUGCAUGUGGACAGUGGAGGCCAGCAGCACGGCGAGCUCCUCUGGCUUCAUUGCGGGCUGGGGCCGGGAUGAGUCGGACUCCCGGACGCAGUACCCCCGGGUGGUGGAGGCGGAGAUCGCCAGCCCCACGGUCUGUGCCAGCACCUGGCGGGGCUCGAUGAUGGUGACGGACCGCAGUCUGUGCGCGGGAAACCGCGAUGGAUCUGGUCCCUGUCUCGGAGACUCCGGAGGAGGUCUGAUGGUCAAGCAGGGCGACCGGUGGCUGCUGCGGGGCAUUGUUUCCAUCGGGGAACGCGGUCCCUCCAACAAGUGCCAGCUGAACCAGUAUGUACUCUACUGCGAUCUGUCCAAGCAUAUCGACUGGAUAAACGAUAAUAUCCGCUGAGCAACGUGAUUACCCUGUACAGACUAAGAUUAAAAAACCUUUAAGCCAA